This is a messenger RNA of Penicillium argentinense, 2931 nucleotides long. RefSeq names its product Zn(II)2Cys6 transcription factor. Gene Ontology annotation, biological process: DNA-templated transcription; regulation of DNA-templated transcription. Gene Ontology annotation, molecular function: DNA-binding transcription factor activity, RNA polymerase II-specific; zinc ion binding; DNA binding. NCBI's taxonomy places the organism in Eukaryota, Fungi, Ascomycota, Eurotiomycetes, Eurotiales, Aspergillaceae. The record is from RefSeq and is a predicted model, not a curated record. The coding region runs from base 1 to 2931 and encodes 976 amino acids. The transcript has 7 exons.
AUGAGCCCCCCGUCGCCCAAGAAAAAGAACAGCGGCAACUCUUCGGGGCCCAGACAGAUCCGCUUCGUUGCCACAGAUGGCCAGCCGCAGACCAAACGCCGCAGAGUCAACGCCGCAUGUCUGACCUGCCGCCGGCGCAAAAUUCGCUGUUCCGGAGAACAACCAGUAUGCAAGACGUGCUCCGAUUUCAAGCAUGUCUGCCUCGGUUACAGCGAAUCUACCGCGCACCUGCGAUCACAGUCCGACUCCGCGCAACGGGCUCCGCCGGUCUCGUCCUUCGCUAAUAACGAGACCAACCAACGCAGCUCUCGUGCGGUUGAGAGCUGCUCCCCAGAUCCUGCGCCUGCCGGGCUGCCAAAUAAUAGCACCGAAAAAUCCCCGCAAGCUGCAAAAUCGGCAGACUCGAAGGAUGGGUCCUCCAGAGACACGUCGGCGCGGGUGCACAAAGAGUUGGAUUCCCAGCAGGCAGGCGACAGCCCAGAGAGCAGUCGUACCUCUGUGAGCUCCAACAGCCGUACUCAUGUUCCAUACUUCAGAUACUUCGGCCCGACAGCCAUCGUGCCAGGCUUCAAGCAAAUGGUUGGCCGUUCUCGGAAUCAUCGCCGCGCACAAUAUCUAACUGAUUCCAAGGUCGUACAAGUCCGGGGAUCGCGUAAGAGCAACCCAUCCAUGUCAUCAGAAUCAAUAUCACCCCUACGAAGCCCAAAACCAUCAGAUGUUCCUGCUGGCAUCCAGCCUCUUACGGUAGACAACCGCGACAAUCGCGAUGCCAAUACGAUUCCCUUUUAUGACCGCGACGACACCCUUCCAGUUUCGAAAUUAGUAUCUCACCUAAGCGAACUAUUCUUUGUCCAUCUCGGCUGCAGCUUCCCCUUCCUACAACGAGACCGAUUUCUCCAAGACUUGAAUGAAAAGAAGGUGGAUACCAUGUUAGUGGAUGCUGUCUGUGCAUUAGCAGCCCGCUUCUCUCCACAUCCACUCUUGGCUCCUCCGCAGGCGCCUCCAAUCGACCACCAGUCGCAGCCGCCUGCGGACAUCAAUCUGUGGGAUCGUGGGUUACCAUUUGCUCAACGAGCAAGCAGCGCCCUCGUCGAUGUAUUAUCAUGCCCGACUCUUUCUGCGGUUCAGGCCUGCCUCCUCUUGGCCUAUGAGCAAUUCGGAUCUAACCAUGACAGCGGUCUCUGGAUGUACCUGGGAAUUUCAAUCCGCAUGGCCCAGGAUCUUGGCUUGCAAAAGCACCAGGGCUUGAAACAUAAUUAUGGCCGGAAGGGUGUCACCCCGAAAGAAGUUGUUACCGGGCAAGCUGGGAAAUUACGAGAAGAUCAGUAUGAUGAUUUUGAUGUCUAUCAAAGUCCUCAGGGCCCACCUCCUGCCUCCGAUUCCGAACGCGCCAGAGAAAGAGAGCAGGUAGACUCAUUCUGGAGCAUCUUCUUUUUGGAUCGGGUGAUCUCCUCGGGCACUGGACGACCGGUCACACUGCGCGAUGAGGAUAUCGAGCUGUGCUUCCCUCUCCAGUCUGAAUCACAAUUGCCAAACGGCUGGCCCGCGCCGUUCCCGCCCCUGAUUCGAAUCAUUCAUCUUUAUGGACGAGUGACCGAUCUCAUCAAUGGUAUUCAGGAUGUGAAUCACGUCACGGCAGGCACUCUUAAGCGACUCGCCGGCAUGGAGAGUGAUUUGACUGGGAUUUAUCAGCGUUUAUCACCAAGACUUUACUUCAAUGCGGCCAAUUUCCAGGCAUACGUCAAGGCCAAAGAGGGGACCAACUUCAUCCUACUCCAUUUCUGGUUCCAUACGCUCAUCGUCCUUCUCCACCAACCCACGUUGCUCAAUUCAUUUGGCGGAACGAUCCAGCACCUGUAUCCGAACAGUCGUGAAUUGUCAAUGUCUUCGGCCAAGACAAUCGCCGACAUUCUCUCGUUUUCAGAGCUAGUUGAUGGAAAGAGCUUCAUCGGCAAUCCUUUCACCAGCCAACCGAUGUACAUCGCCGCAUGCGCUUUUCUCAUGGAAAGCGCAUACUACUCCAUGCCUUCGUCGCGGUCGACCUCGCCGCCUCCUCAGCCUUUACUAUCAAACCAGUCAAGUGGGUUCGUCAUGCCAAGUAUGGAAAAUUCGAGCGGGUCUGAACGCAAAUCAAAUGCCAAGCACAUUCUGCUCGCUUCUGCUGCGAGAGAAAACUAUCAGCGUUGCUAUAAGGCGCUGAAGGCACUCGAUACUUACUGGGAGGGGACAAGGUACAUUUUGACUGUUCUCGAUCAAAAAGCCAAGGGAAUUGUUGAUCCGCUUCUCUACACUGCUGAAGAUAUGGAAAACACCACUGAAAAUACGCCAAACCAGGCGUUCACACCAGGCGGGUGGCAUGGAAAGUCUCCGAACGAUCCUUCACAUGAUCCGGAUACCCCCGGAGCGGCCAAUAUCCCGUCAGAUGGGAAAUGGUCGCCCAAAAUCGAUCCCAGUCAGGCCAUUGGGGGGGCGCCGCCACUGGCAAAAUACACACCAAUGCCUCCUCGAACAAUCGGGACCGAUUCGCCGUAUUUCAUGAGUAUGACUCCUCCGUUCCCAGAGUCGAGCUCUCGCGCAACGGCGCAGCCCAGCUAUACUCAAGGCCUGCCCACCACUCGGAUGGAGAAUCCUCCAUCGGCUUAUGGCUACGCGGUUUCUUCCGCGGCUGCGGAACGUAGCAGCCACGGACACAUGGGCCCUCGAUCGCACGAUCUACAUGCGCCCAUGAAUACCAACACCGGCGGCAUGAUGAUUGAAAGUCACGAUGUGGACAUGAACACCCUCCAGCAACAAGAAUCCUUCCCCUUCUCCAACGGCGAUAUUUUACCCUGGCUAGAAUAUCUUCCCCAGGAUGUGCUGAGCUUUUUCGGUGAAAAUCAAAAUUUCCCGCUCAUGAGCCCUGACGACAGCACGCCCCGACCUCCGCAGUAA